AGCAAUGGCUGACUUCGAUACGAUUUACGAAGAGGAUGACGAAGAAGGUCCUCCGAGCGAUAGUCAGGAGUUAGUGGUACCCGAUCCGAUACUUGUAAGGGGAGCUGGGAAUGUGACGAUAUUUGGUCUCAGUAACAGAUUUGAUACAGAAUUCCCCAACAGUCUUUCAGCAAAGGUUGCACCAGAGGAGUACAAGGCUACAGUGAUACGAUUAAACAGUGUGCUGAAGAAGGCCUUGCCAGUCAAUGUCAAAUGGCUCUUCUGUGGCUGUAUAUGUUGCUGUUGCACCCUGGGAUGUUCCUUGUGGCCGGUCGUCUGUCUCAGUAAAAGGACAAGACAUGCAAUAGAGAAAGUUCUUGACUGGGAAAAUACACGUUUAUAUCACAAACUUGGGUUGCACUGGCGACUAAGUAAACAGCGUUGUGAUUCCAGCAGUAUGAUGGAAUACGUGUUGCUGAUUGACUUCCUACCAAAGAUCCCUAUAUUUCGACCAGACUAACAGCCAGUCAAUCCUCCCUGCCACAAAUCAUCAUGUAUAUUUGAUCAUCCUCAUCCUAGGCCAUGACAUCAUCCAAACAUCCCAUCUAGAUGUCACUUUUCGCGCCUUUUCUUUAGCUUACUGAUGAUUGAUGAAAUGCUUGUAGUGUGUGUUAUUUUUAACAAACUGUUGAUUAUGUAUCUGAUAUGUUAAAUCUUGGUCUGUAAGUAUGUAAAAAAAAACAAAUGUCAGGUUUUUAUGAUUUUAGAGAAGUUUGGAUGAGUUGAAUUCUCUGGACAUAAAAUCUUUGAUUAUAAAAUCAGUGCAAAAAUACUUACCUGGUAUAUACAAUUGUAUAGAGGGAUGGAGACAGAAUUUUUUUUAGCUUCAGGACCAUCACCCAAACAAAGCCUCCACUGUGUGAAUGUUCUUUGUUAAGAAACGUACUCCUCUUCCCAAUCAUCACACAAGAAAAUUUCAAAUCCCCACAUCAAUCACUAGAUACAACCUCUUUAAGAUGGAGAUGAUAAAAACAGAAGUUCUAUGUGAAUGUGUUUGUAAAUGUUGAUUUGAAUUUCAAUAUGUGUUUUUACAUAAAGUUUUAAGUUAAUAUUUUAAUUGUUGGUAAUUAUUGUCAACAUAGUUGCUGGUCAACAGUCAUACAUGUAUAUUAAACAGUAUCAGUUUUUGUGUGUGGAAUAUUUCAUGAAAACAUUUGAAACGUUCAUUAAUUUAUCUCACAUUUGUUUUAAUGAAAUGAUGUUGGUCUGUUUUUCUUUUGUUUGCUAGCCUCACUACACAUAAAUACUCUAGACUAGUAACAUGUUUUAUACAACUUAAAUAUCUACUGUUUUGUCUUGGUGGGCAUCACAUGGUAUGUAGUUGAUCGAGAGCAUGAAUUUUAAAAUGACUGUGCUUGGCAUUCUGUAAUGUUGAGGAUUGAGCUCUAUGCUCUGCCAUGUUGAGGACUGAAAACUAGACUCUGUUAUGUUGAGGAUUGAAUGCUAGGCUCUGCUUUGUUGAGGACAGAACAUUAGGCUCUGCUAUGUUGAGGAUUGAAUGCUAGGCUCUGCUAUGUUGAGGAUUGAACGCUAGACUGUGCUAAGUUUAGGAUUGAACGCUAGGCUCUGCUAUGUUGAGGAUUGAACGCUAGACUCUGCUAUGUUGAGGACUGAACACUACACUCUGCUAUGUUGAGGACAGAACAUUAGGCUCUGCUAUGUUGAGGAUUGAAUGCUAGGCUCUGCUAUGUUGAGGAUUGAACGCUAGACUCUGCUAUGUUUAGGAUUGAACGCUAGGCUCUGCUAUGUUGAGGAUUGAACGCUAGACUCUGCUAUGUUGAGGACUGAACGCUAGGCUCUGCUAUGUUGAGGACUGAACACUAGGCUCUGCUAUGUUGAGGAUUGAACGCUAGACUGUGCUAUGUUGAGGACUGGAUUCUAGACUGCAAUGUUGAUCGCGGACUGAAAGCUAGACUCUGCAAUGUUGAUCGCGGACUGAAAGCUAGACUCUGCAAUGUUGAUCGCGGACUGAAAGCUAGGCUCUGCAAUGCUGAGGACUGCAUACUAUUGUAGAGCCAAACCUCAUUAUUCCAAAUUCUGAUAACUCGAAGACCGUGCUUAACUCAGAGCAAACAUGCAGUUCUGACUUUAAAGUUUCUAUGUAAAAUAUACUGUUUUACGCAUUUUAAUUCCUAUUGACUUUGAGGGAGUUUUGACUGUAUGUCCGUUGAAUGCUAUACCUACUUGAAAAUUUAUGUCAAUGUAAUCUCUGAUAAUAUGCAGAAUGGAAAGCUCACUGAUGGCUUGUUAUCUAAAGAAUUAGGAGCAUCAGCUUGAUAAUACAGCAAAACAGGAAUAGAAUUCUAAUAUACCUUGAUUAGCUUUGUUUUCACUGUAAACAUGUACACCACCACCUUAUAAUCUGCACUCCCUUAAAACUGUGUAUAUGAUUCCACCACUGUGGUACUUCACAAAAUAACAUAAUUUCUCUGAAAAUCAGAAUGUAAAUAUUGCUAUAUUUUAUGUUAAGAAGUUGACAAUUUAAACCUGAAACGAUACCUCUAUAGACGUGACAUUGAAUUGUUCAAACAAAUUAUAAUGAAGAUUUCAUGAUAUUAAAUGACAAAUUUCAGGAUGUAAAAGUUUCAGAGGUCAACAACAAGUUAUGAUGUGAUGUAUUUAUAGAAAUUUUACAUUUGACUUUUUCCAAGGUUUUAUGGCUAUCAGGGAUAUUUGCGUCAGGUUUGUGAAGUAAGUUGCUAAUCCAUGUAAUUAGCAACAAAGUGUAUUAUAUAGUAAAUAUUGGAAUGUGUAAAUAAUAAUUGAGUGUGAAAAUGUUUUAGAUGCUUAACUUAGAACCAAUAUACAAUGUAUAUAUAUGUUAUAGAUCAUAACCAACACUUCAGACUCUAGAAUACCUCCUAGUCUGUCAGCAUUGAUAACAAAACUCUGUUUGGUUCAUAUAACGUGAUUUAUGGAAGGGAUAUGACACACAUAAAAAGUUCUUUUGAGUCACUAAACAUCCAUUGACCAAUCCAAUGGUCAUGUACGAUAAAACUAGGGCUACAAUAAACAUUGUCUGAUGGUAGCCAAUGAUACUUUAGAAUGCAGUAUACCUUAUCUAUUCUGGGUAAGCAUAAACUGUAUACAUUGUUCUUUAUUUUCAUUAAUCAGCUAAAUGUCCUUACAUUAUGAAUGAUUAGAAUUUGGUUUUACAUUUCUGAGAUAAUUCCUCUGUAUUAAAUGUUAAUACAAACUUACCUGUGGUCAAGGAAUUGACUGAUCAUAAUACAGACAUACCUGUGGUCAACGUAUUGACUGAUCAUAAUACAGACUUACCUGUGGUCAAGGUAUUGACUGAUCAUGAUACAGACUUACCUGUGGUCAAGGUAUUGACUGAUCAUAAUACAGACUUACCUGUGGUCAAGGUAUUGACUGAUCAUAAUACAGACUUACCUGUGGUCAAGGUAUUGACUGAUCAUAAUACAGACUUAUCUGUGGUCAAGGUAUUGACUGAUCAUCAGUACAGUAGCUGCCAGUCUGUCAUGAACAUACAUAUAAAGCCUGUAAUGUCAUGAUAUUGUGACAGCAGCCUUCACUGAUAGGCUAUCAAAUUUCUUCAAGUUAAUGACCUUGACCGAAUUUAAGAUCUAACUGUUUAAUUCUUAAGAUAGUAAUAACAUUGGGUCAGUAACAUUCUGGGAUUCAGAUUUGUAAAAUAAUUUACCUCAUAAUGUAUAUCAUUAUGGUUGCUAAGUUUUAUUUUUGUUUGUUUUUGUUAAGAAAAACAAAUAAUCAAUUACAAUUACAUUACUGUGUAUAAAAAAGGAGUCAUGUUCAUUGUGUUUGAAUCUUUAAAGAUCAAACAGAUCAUUAUCAAUGCUAUUGUAUGCUGUCUCAGGUUAAUGGAAGUUAAUUAAGAAAUAGCUUAUGUGUUUUUGCAUUUCUUGAAAUUGAAUUUGUAUUUGCAUUGUGUUUUGUAUGUGUGUAUGAAAUGUUUUACAGAGGUGAUAAACCUUCUUAAUGAUCAUAAGUCAUUAAACUGCUGUGUUAUAUAUGUUUAACAGGGACCCAAGAUAAAUGGUGACCAUUGUUGUUUUAGAUAUCUAUCAGAAAUGUAAAAAGUAUAUUGUUCACAAAUGACUCAUUGUAAUUUGUAAAAGAUGUGUAUCUUACUACAAUUAUUUAUCCUUCAAUAUGCCCCCCUCCCUGUGUAGUAAGGGCUUAUUGUGAAACGACUUAAGCUUUCUGUUUUAAAAAUGAAGAUUCUAAUGAAAAUUAAGUAGUGGGCUUAUUUGUGGGCAAGGGCUGAUUUGUGGAUAAAUACGACAACUCCCUAAACUGAAACUGGUUCUACAAUGUCCAACUUGCUUGGCUUUACACCAAAUGGAACCCUAGUAUUAAACCUUAUGACAAAUGAGUUUUCACAUUCAAACAUUCAGGUUAAGAGAAUGAGUAAAUUUGGUGUCGUCUCAUCUUGGUCAAUUUCCCCGGUGUUGUAUAAGUAUUCCCAGCAAUGUAUUCCGGUAAAACUUGUAGUGAAAGCUUAAAUCAUAUCAGUUUCUUUUAUUAUUUGUAGAGAUUCUGACGUUGUGAAAGAAUCACUUGCUGAAAAUAAGAUUUUCAAAGUUGAAAUAGUCAUUCCCAAACAUGGAUGGAGCUUGAAUUGCACAGAAAGCUAGAAAAUUAUGUGUAAGGUCUUGUUGUCUGCUCUCUGUAGCCUUCAUCAUACAAAUAAAGCGACUAUUUUAUGAAGGCAACAAGUCUAGUCAUCAAAAGACAGUGUACACAUUUCUUACUGGUUGUGCUAUGUACAGUAUUGUGUAAAACUCUGAUCAUAUAUACUUGCCAGUAUGAAGAAAAUGUUUCAUAAACGCCAUAUAAACACUCUGCCCAGAGAAGUUUGCUGCCCCUGUCUACUCUAGUCAUGGUAAAUAAAUGUCAGAUAAAGGAGCUAUUCCAGACAAUGUGAUAGAUGUAGGUCUUUUACAAAGAGAUUUAGAGAACAAGAAAGGGACCAGUAUAUAUAACAGUUCCUGUCAAUUAGCUGGAGAUAAAUGUACUUGUUUACUUACUGUUAGAACAAUGAAUUUCAUAUGUGAUUGUGCAACUGUGAAUAUAAAUUUAACAAGUUCAAUUUUGUAAAAGUACUGAUAUUUCAGAAUGUUUUAAACCAAAAACGAAUUUAAGCUGAAAUUGGGAUGGUUAUUGAUAACAUUUUUUGUAACUGAAAAUUGAGAUUUGGAGAUGUGUUCUGGUCCAGUUCAAAUUUCUUUUUCUCUGUAAUGUCUCUGUUAUAAACCAGAGUAUUAGGUAGUGAAAUGUUUGUGCCAUGUAUAUAUUCCAACAGUAACAACAUACACAUUGUGCUAUAUAUUAUGUUAAUGAUAUGUGUGUUAUAGUAUAGAUUGCAUGCUGACUGUAUGAUUGUAACUAUCAAUGCAAAAUAAAUGACAGGUUUGAUCUGGAUGCAAUGUCAAGAUUCCCUUUCAAACAUCGCUUAAAAGGGAUAAAGAAUAACCAUGUUGAAAAUUAUUAUAGGAAUGAAAUUGUCAUUCUAAACUUACAGUCGUAAGAAAUUCCUUUUGAUGACUAGAUAUGGCCUAUGCAUUGCAUUUUAGUUAAUAAUUUGUCAAGAUUUUAAGCAGUAUUGCAUUUUGAUUGGCCAAUGUAUAUUUUGCUUAGUUAAGAUUGGCAAAUGAAUAUUGCUUGUUUAUUUGUUGUUGAAAUAUCACACUACAUUGUUGAACUUCUCUCAUGGAUCUAUGUUGUAAGUGAAAAAGGUUUAAGUAUUGGAUAUAACUUGCCUUCACACUGUAAUUGAAUUUGUAAGAGUGAGUGCUGUUGUACAGGGAUCGAUACAACAAUAGCAUUGAGUUUUAGUUGUCACUGGUUCUUAUGAGUUCUUAAUGUGAAUUUGAUAAUUUAUUUCUUGUGUAAGCAAAAGAAGAUACUAAUAAACUUUAUCUUUCCAAUAGUUCAAAGUUACAAGGUUGAUGCAUUAUAUUGUACCUGCCUGACAUGAAUUUUAAAUAUGUUACUCAUAGGAAUACACAGAUUGUAUAACUGUUUGUGGAAAAAAAAAUGUCUCAGUUUUAGAAUUAUUUUAAUUGUAUACUCAUGAAUACAACAUGGUUUCAUACACAAAGAUUCAGAAAGACCUACUAUGAAUAUGAUUACUUCUACACAGUUUCGACAGUUUAUCUAGCAGUUCUGCUUUCAUUUUGUAAAAUUUGAAAUAAUUAUGGGUAUUGGUUUUAAUAUUUGUUGGAUAGGCGACACAUGAUGUGUAGGAAGAAAUGGGAGAUCUAGUACUUUGUAUGCUGUGUGAGUAGAAAUAGGAGAUAUCCUGAAUGUUGUGUGGGAAGAGACAAAAGAUAAGUCUGUUUGGUGUGUUUUUAGAAAUGGGAGAUAAUCCUGUAUUUAGUGUGGGUGGAGACAAUAGAUAAAUGUGUUUGUUGUGUGGGUAGAAAUGGGAAAUAAACUGUUUGUUGUGUUUUUAGAAAUGAGAGAUAGUUGUUGUGUGGGUAGAAAAGGGAGAUAAUCAUGUAUGUUAUGUGGGUAGAAGUGGGAUAUAACCUACUCCAACAAUGUUGGAGGUUUUACACGGCGAGAUGCUUUUGACAGGCGCCGUGUAAUCCAGUCGGCAAAAUCAUAUCCAAUAGAAAAAGAGCCGACCAGCUGCCUCUUAUGUUAUAGGAGUAGGAUAUAACCAUGUAUGAUGUGUUGGUAGAAAAAUGAGAUAACUAUGGUUGUUGUGUGGGUAUAAAUGGAAGAUAACAUUGUAUGUUGUAAGGGUAGAAAAGGGAGAUAAUUAUGUAUGUUGUAAGGGUAGAAAAAGGAGAUAAUCAUGUAUGAUGUGUAGGUAGAAAUGGGAGAUAACAUCGUAUGUUGUAAGGGUAGAAAAUGGAGAUAACCAUGUAUGUUGUGUAGGUAGAAAAGGGAGAUAAUCAUGUAUGAUGUGUAGGUAGAAAAAGGAGAUAAACAUGUAUGAUGUGAAGGUAGAAAAGGGAGAUAACCAUGUAUGAUGUGUAGGUAGAAAAGGGAGAUAACCAAGUUUUUGGGGUAGAAAUGGGAGAUAACCAUGUAUGAUAACAAAGUUUUGGGGUAGAAAUGGGAGAUAACCCUGUAUGAUGUGUAGGUAGAAAUGGGAGAAAACCCUGUAUGUUGUGAGGCUAGAAAUGGGAGAUAUCAAUGUUUGAUGUGUGAGUAGGAAUGGGAGAAAACAACCAUGUAUGUUGUAUGGGUAGAAAUGGGAGAUAUAUCUGUGCUGUGAGCGUAUGUUGUGUUGGUAAACAUGUUAGAUAACCUUACAAGUUCUGUGGAUAUAGAGCGGAGAUAUCCCUGUUUGUUGUGGGUAGAGAGGGAAUAACCCUAUGAUCUGUGUUAUAAGUGAGAGGAGAUAACUCUGAUUGAUACAUUGUAUGAGAAGGUAGAAAACCCAGUAUGGUGUGCAGGGUAAGAGACGUGAUAUAAUCUACUAUGGCGUGUGGAUAAAGAAUGGCGAUAAACAUGUAUAUUAUUUGCGUGGAUAAAGAAGCCAGAGGUAACUUUUUUGUAUAGAGACUGGCUAUGUUAAUUAGUAGGUUGGAAGACAGGGAAUACUAUUGUGUGCCUAGGUAGUAAUGAGAAAAAGUUGUGUUAGUUUACACAUUCCAAUGCAAGAUAUACAUUUUCAUGUUAUAAUUCAACAAAAUAUUGAAUGUUAGAUUGCAUGUGUUUGUCAUAUAAAGUAUUAUGUAAUAUAAGAGAAUUGUCUUUUUUUUCAAUAUAAGAAAUUGCUGAUCGUAUUUUUUUUUUGAAUAAAAUGUGAAACAAUCGCAAA
Messenger RNA from Pecten maximus, 7804 nucleotides. RefSeq names its product cysteine-rich hydrophobic domain-containing protein 2-like. Bases 5 to 499 code for a protein of 164 amino acids. NCBI's taxonomy places the organism in Eukaryota, Metazoa, Mollusca, Bivalvia, Pectinida, Pectinidae. The record is from RefSeq and is a predicted model, not a curated record. The transcript is spliced from 6 exons.